AUGAUGAACAGCAUCAAGUCGGCUCUCUUCUCCGGCCACCGUCCGCAUCCCUUCGCGGCGGCGGCGGCGGCGGUCCCGCAGCAGCAGCUGGGGGGCGCUGCGCCGUUCCACUCCACACCCGUUCUGCAGCGGAAGCGCAAGACCCAGUGGCACAAUAGAUUCAACUAUUAUACGAGACGUAGGAAGAACAGAGAAACUAAAAGGUCGAUGCUACGGAACAUGUCAGAGUAUGCAGAGCAUCUUUUCCAGAGUUGGCGUGAUGAAGAUGAGAAAAAUGAUGCAUCUAGUGGGCCUUCAUGGUUUAGAGGACAUCGCUGGGUCAGGAAUUCAAACAACAAUGGUUUCCGUACACAUGAUUUUUAUUCUGGGAAUUUCGGAAGCAAAGGAGGAUUUGAUUUUUGCACGAGUGAUGAGGAUGAACCAGAGAAUCUGUUUCGUAAUGUUUUCCGAGGCCAACGCACAUAUUAUUGGUCAUUUUCAUCUGAUAAUUUUCAGAGGAACUCCAGACGUGCUCGCUCAGAAAAAUCCAGAAACUGGAGUUCUGAAACAGAAACAGACGAGGAGGAUGAAGUACCAGCUCCAUCAGAGGUAUCUUUGGCACGACAAGCUCUUGGAUUGAGCACUUCUGGUCCGCUAAAACUUGAAGAUGUUAAAAGCGCAUACCGAGCAUGCGCACUUAGAUGGCAUCCAGAUCGCCACAGUGGAUCAUCUAAGGCUACAGCGGAGGAGAAAUUCAAGCAUUGCAGCGCAGCAUACAAGACCUUAUGUGAUAGUUUCGCUGCUGCAUAG
This is a messenger RNA of Miscanthus lutarioriparius, 789 nucleotides long. NCBI's taxonomy places the organism in Eukaryota, Viridiplantae, Streptophyta, Magnoliopsida, Poales, Poaceae. The record is from the annotation of a GenBank genome assembly.